Strongylocentrotus purpuratus (purple sea urchin) is the source of this 1826-nucleotide messenger RNA. Its product is annotated as WD repeat-containing protein 76. Gene Ontology annotation, biological process: regulation of DNA damage checkpoint. The record is from RefSeq and is a predicted model, not a curated record. Gene Ontology annotation, molecular function: DNA binding; protein binding. Bases 116 to 1711 code for a protein of 531 amino acids. Gene Ontology annotation, cellular component: nucleus. Lineage: Eukaryota; Metazoa; Echinodermata; Echinoidea; Camarodonta; Strongylocentrotidae. The transcript is spliced from 13 exons.
AACUCUACGUGCACGUGUACGUGUAGAUUAUUCUGUUGUGCAUCUUACCUGCCCCAGCUGACCGAGAAGAGCUCCCGACAUUUGCCAAAAAUUGUUCUACACAUUAUUAUCCGACAUGGCUCCUAAAAGUAGACUCUCCCAGCGAAAAGCCGCAAGAGGAACCCCUGUACUCACGGCUGGUAGUGAUACAACUUCUGCUUCGAAAUCAUCAAAGUCAAAGAGAGUGAAAAAGUCUGCUGUAAGUUUGAAAGUUGAGACGCCCGAUAACAAACCUUUCCGAGGCACCAGGCGCUCCCCUAGAAUCACUCAGAAGGUCAAGGUCUCGCUGACAAGCUCGAGGAUUGAAGUCUUGAAGGAAAAUGUUAAGAGAGGCCAGAAAGUGAAGAAGGUGAAGAAGGAACAGAUGGAGGAGGAGGAGGAGGAGGAAGAGGAGGAGGAGGAGGAGGAAGAAGAGGAGAUGAUGGUAGAUAUCAAACCUCUGAAGGAAGAGCCAGACUCUGAAAUGAGUGACGGUGAGGAGCUAGAGACCCCUGGUUUAUCAGAAUAUGAGAAGAGGAGGCUGGAGAACAUAUCGAAGAAUGCAGACUUCUUUGCUUCUCUUGAUAUCUUCAAGGCCAAGGAGAAUUUCUUGGCGCUUACACCGCAGGCCCAGAAACCCAAGAGACAGACGAGAGGACUUAAGAGCCAGAAGAGGGAGUCUGCUCCUGUGGAACGAAGGCCGCGCUCGCUCAGGAUACAGAACAAGAGCCCAGAUGGAGCAGAGUUGCCUGAGAACUUUAGAGAGCCAACGUAUACCCCUUAUGUUUCCGAUGUUAGAAGUCGUGAGAGGCUGCCCUCUGACCCGGUCAAGAUGGAUGCCACCAAUGUCAAGAAGGAGGAGAAGACGGAUGCAGGGACGGACUUUGUAGAAGGUCUCGCUGCCCUCGCCAGGGGUGAAAAGACCAGUGUCGCAACUGAUGAUAAGGACUUGAACAAGUUUGCCUCAAAACUGCAGGAGAUGAAGAUGAAGCCUCGAUACAUGGCUAAGGUGGUGCCGGACCGCAUAUUCUCCGUCGCUGUUCAUCCCUCGGUCGACAAGACCGUCGUAGUGGCUGGUGAUAAGUGGGGAAAGAUUGGACUUUGGGAUGUGAAUUCCACUGAAGGUGACGAUGGUGUCUUCCUGUUUGCUCCGCACACCAGGCCUGUGAAUUGCCUUCGAUUCUCACCCAGUGACCCUAACAAGCUCUACUCUGUUUCAUAUGAUGGAACAGUUCGGUGUGGCGACUUCGCCAAAGCUGUGUUUGACGAGGUAUAUGUGGCAGAUGAAGAUGAAGUUAUCUGGACCAACUUUUUUGAUUUCAUGUCGGCAGAUGGUAGCUCCCUCCUUGUCACUCAGAAUGAUAGGACCGGAAACGUAGUUGUAGUUGACACUCGAUCGAGAAAGGGCGGAGAGAAUGUGUACCAUGUACAUUCAAGGAAUGCAAAGACAGUCUCGGUCCACCCCACAAUGCCAAACUACUUUGUCACAGCUUCAACUGAUCGUACUGCUGCAUUGUGGGAUAUCCGCAGCAUGAAGAGUAAGGGAACAAUAAACCAAUUGCCGAGAUGCCUCAUUUUAAAUCCGUCAGCUCGGCAUUCUUCUCACCGAUCACUGGUUCAAAGAUCCUUACUACAUCUCUGGAUGACAAAAUCAGCAUCUUUGACACUGAGAGUGCUAAGGAGGGUAAAUUGACCGGUGUGAAGAGAACAUUGUGGCAGAGCCACAACAACUGGACCGGUCGAUGGUUAACUGUGUUCCGUGCAGCCUGGCAUCCCAGACGAGAAGAUGCCUAUGUUGUAGGAAGCAU